AUGGCGGAUGUGAAUCAAACUUUAAUGCAUUAUUUACUUCUUCGAAGGCAUUUGAUUUUACUUCAUGCAUGUAGAGUAAGAUCCAUGAAAACAAAGCGAAAACGACCAAGAUUUUGGAUGCAUAAACUGUACGAGGAAAGAAAUGAGAAAGGCGAGUACAAUUUGCUGGUUAAAGACUUGCGAUUAUUCGAUCAUGAAAUGCUUUUCAGAUAUUUCAGGAUGUUACCUGACACUUUUGAGACCUUGUUGGGGUAUAUUGCCCCGAUGAUAAGAAAGAAAGAGACGAAAAUGCGAGAACUAAUAAGUGUAGAUCAAAGACUUUUAGUCACUCUGCGAUAUUUGGCAACUGGGGAUGCUCAUACAACUAUCGCUGCCAAUUAUAGAAUGAGCUCAACGACUGUUGGUCGAAUUAUCUACGAAACAUGCAACGCACUUUGGGACAAACUAAAGGAAAUGGGUUUCAUGAAAACACCUUGCACUGAAAGUGACUGGAAAAAAGUAUCUAAAGAUUUUGAAGAUCGAUGGAACUUUCCUAAUAUGCUGGGAGUAAUUGAUGGAAAGCAUGUGCAGAUGUUUGCUCCUGCUGGACAGGCAUUGAGUUUUUAA
Messenger RNA from Xenia sp. Carnegie-2017, 606 nucleotides. RefSeq lists its product as uncharacterized. The transcript has a single exon. NCBI's taxonomy places the organism in Eukaryota, Metazoa, Cnidaria, Anthozoa, Malacalcyonacea, Xeniidae. The record is from RefSeq and is a predicted model, not a curated record. The coding region runs from base 1 to 606 and encodes 201 amino acids.